This is a messenger RNA of Hyaloscypha bicolor E, 595 nucleotides long. RefSeq lists its product as uncharacterized. Bases 147 to 479 code for a protein of 110 amino acids. NCBI's taxonomy places the organism in Eukaryota, Fungi, Ascomycota, Leotiomycetes, Helotiales, Hyaloscyphaceae. The transcript is spliced from 3 exons. The record is from RefSeq and is a predicted model, not a curated record.
UUUCCAGCAAGCGUCUCAUUUUUGUACCUUUCAUAUUCCCCAAUCUUGCGGUUUGCCAUUCAAAUCACACACUUUUCAACAGCUCCUUAUAUAAUCCUUCGAUCUCCUGUUGAAAUAUUCAAAUUUACUCAACGACAUCCAACCAGAUGACGUGUUUCCAAGAAGUGAUCUCCAAGAUUCGGUCCAAAUGCCGCAAUACCCUCGGUCUGAAAUCAAGUUCAAAACAUAAACGAGUGGAAAUUAGUGCUCCGUUCGACUUCAAAGAAGGGCCUGCAGUCAACUUUCCUGGAUACAGCGAGGACGAUAUCUCACUCAUGCGCGAGAAAGCCAUUGCAUCGACGGCAAUCGUCGAAGAUGGGGAAUUCGACCUAGCCUCUCGAAUACAGCGGCCACGCUCGAGAGCAAGUUCAUUUGGUUGUGGAUUGGGAGGACGGGUGGUUUAUCACGCCAGAAGGCUUAGCAAGGGAAAUAUAUAUUGAAGACCGAACGGUAGAGCGGUUCGAGUGUACGGAGACUUGGAAGAGUAUUCUUAACCAUUCAUAGGAGGUCGGGAGUUUAUAGGCUUGGAUAGAAGUCACUUGCAUAUUACAACUUG